AUGGACUUCCUUUCUAUUGAUAAUCUGAUCACCGACCCCGGAGAGGAUGAGUAUAUGUUGUCAGGGACAAUGCCAACACAAUUCCCGAACGAGAUACCUCAGAUGCUCAGUAUUCUGGAGAACAACAACUUCUCCAGCAUGGGAUGGAACGACAAAGACCAUUUUGCGAGAUAUAUCGCACCCCUGGACAAUCAGACUGGAAUGCAGCUUGAAGGAUGCGACACGAAUUCGGAUUGGAGCACGAUCUUGAAUCACAUCCUACAUCAGCCUCCCUCACACCCUGCACCUGAUGCCAGUGAAGAAAAGAUCGAAGGCCUCCUCUUCCAAAAUAUCAGCAACCAGUUUCAGGUCAGUCCCGACACCGCUCGGAUUGAUUCACCAAGCCCUACGCCUACCAGUAGUGUUCAAGAACCUACGGCGCCUCUCCCUCGAUCUAAAACCAAAUCUAAAAUGAAGAGCCAUCGGAGGCAAAACCAUUCGUGCGACCAGUGCAGGUCAUCUAAAAGAGCAUGCGACCUACCAUUCAGCAGCGGAAUCAACAGCCUAAUACCUUCAAUAUCUUGCACAACCUGUCAUGUCCGCGGGCUAGAGUGUACAGUCACAUGGCUCGCUAGCAAAAAGUCCAAGCUGCGGAGCAAGAAGCGAACAAGAAGUGCAUCCGACCUCCCAGACGGUAGUGACUCGAUUAAUUCGACAGACCCAGGCGUCGCCUCAAACGAAAUGCAGAGAAUUGGUGUUAUACGACCCCAAUCUGCAAGCUUAUCGACACUAGAACUCGAUAUAGCCCAACAAGUAACUGCGCGUGAAACCUGCCUACAGCAGUUCAAAAUCUACGUUGAUGUCUGUGAUACGCUCCUAUCGACAUGCCUUUUGGACUGUAUGCCGUCCGGCUACUCUCUGGGACUUGCCGCUUUAGCACCGCUGAGCCAUAGUGUGCAUCUGAACCCCCACUUCGAGAAAGCGAACAAGUGGGUCAAGACCUGCUGGGAAUCAACAUCAAGUUCGUGGUCUGCGACAGCUAUGGCACCACGUAUCUUCCUCACAGUCAGUCUUCUCGAUUCCUUGUUCCAAGAAAAGUGCAUGAAGCACUCUCGCCCGUCAACAUCGCGUGAUGGCUCGAUUAAUGAAGCCUAUAAAUGGGUUGCAAUGGCAACAGCUUCACAAUAUGUUGUCGACAGGGGCCAAAGCCCAAGAAAAUCACAAAGCCGCGAUCUUGCACUCGCCACGAGACGCAAGGCGCAAAACGCGGUGUUCAGCAACAUCGCCGCUUCUGGGUCUUUUAGGCACUCUUUGUCGCUUAUGCUUUUCGGUCUGGUCCUUUGCCCAAAGAGUGACCUUGGAGAUCGCGAUUUAUCAGAAGAGGACACUCCAUUUGUUAUAUGCGAAGGAAUUCGUCGUCUUCAGACACUUUGCGCUCGAGCCCAAGAACAUGUUCGAGGAUUGUCAUCCGAUGUAGCCGCGAAUGUGCUUGAAUUGAUUGGUGCGAUAUCAUGGUUAGCAGAAAUGACGAAAGCUGUGGUUAUUGCCUCGUCGAACGGAAAUAUUUCUCCGAUGAAUCUAGCCCAGCUUGAUCGCAAUUCUGACAUUCCUCAGAUAGCUGGCUUUCCUUCACAGUUAUCAGAGAAGGAUGCUUCAUCGUCCACAGAAAAUGAAAGCCAAUCAAUUGACAACUCGAAUUUAUCACAACCCAAAUUGGAGGAGUCGACUUUGAUGAAAGUCCGAGGCUAUAGAUCUUUUGAUAUUAAUUUGGAAUGUGCUCUGGGACAGUCGGGAUUGCUUGGUAUUUAUCUUUGGAAGUCAUUGGCUUCCUUGACGCUAGCCGAGAAGUCUGUCCGAACGGGAAAUUUCGACUAUGAACAAAUCCACUGGACCUAUAAAACGACUUUGAAGCUUGUCAAGAUGUGGAGAUCAACUUUUGGUACUUUUGAUGAUAUAACCACAGUAUCUAUCGGACAGUUGCCAUGGGAUAUUCGACGCAAAGUUGCUUUCUGCUUAAAUGACGGCGACCUAGCAGUUCUUUUAUUCCAUGAAACAACAAAGCAGCUUGAGAUGAGCCUCGCUCAGCUGCGGCCGACACCUGAAAGAGAAUGGCUGUGCGACAUUCUUCAAUGGGACAGACUAGCUCGACAGGAGCAACAGCUCAUGAGUGCAACCCAAUUAUCGACCAUGGCUUCAAUAUAUCAAGGAGUUUCAAGUCCUGGCUUUCAAAGAGAUAGUGCCUUGACAGUAGGCGUUCAAAAUAUUGGAGCACAUCCUGUGAGUAAAUUGAUCGGCGCAACGUUCUCCUACUGGCUCAUUUCAAAAGUAUCCUUGCAUGAUCAUCCAAGCAUAUACGUUAUGUGCCAAGGCUUUUACUGA
Molecule: messenger RNA, 2358 nt
Organism: Penicillium cinerascens
Lineage: Eukaryota; Fungi; Ascomycota; Eurotiomycetes; Eurotiales; Aspergillaceae
Product: Zn(II)2Cys6 transcription factor domain-containing protein
Exons: 1
Coding region: 1-2358 (785 amino acids)
Biological process (GO): regulation of DNA-templated transcription
Molecular function (GO): zinc ion binding; DNA-binding transcription factor activity, RNA polymerase II-specific
Source: RefSeq, a predicted model, not a curated record